Messenger RNA from Caenorhabditis remanei, 1458 nucleotides. RefSeq lists its product as uncharacterized. NCBI's taxonomy places the organism in Eukaryota, Metazoa, Nematoda, Chromadorea, Rhabditida, Rhabditidae. The coding region runs from base 1 to 1458 and encodes 485 amino acids. Gene Ontology annotation, molecular function: catalytic activity. The transcript is spliced from 7 exons. The record is from RefSeq and is a predicted model, not a curated record.
AUGACAACUCAACAAGAAUCGUUAAAAACAAACAUUACGAUAUCGUCUUUCAUCGUCAUAUUGAUACCAUUUCUUGCCAUAACACUCAUCACAAAACUACCAGAGAAGCCUGAAGCGCAGCUGGUGAAGGAUAGACAUUGUUACAAUACUUGCAAACUCCGGAUAGUAGAAACUAUUCCUGCAAAUAUCUCCUUCGGUGAGGACACUGUAUUUCCAUUAUCCACAUUUCGUGCCUGGAAGUCAUUAAUUCAAAAUGCACAAGAAGAGUUAUACGUGGCUGCCUAUAAAUCUAGUUUGCAAGGAAAACAUGUACUUGGUGAUUCCGCAAAGUACUAUUCGGUCGAGGGAGAUACCAUCUACAACACACUCAUGUCGGUCGGAAAGUCUCGAAAAGUGAACGUGCGAAUGGUCGAGAACUAUCCACCAAAAGACAAGGGUGACAACGCCGAUGGAGUUAUUCUUGAGAACUUUGGAGCAGUCACCCGCAAAUCCAUUGACAUUUCGGAGUACAUGGGACGUGGAAAAAUGCACUCCAAGUUCUUAGUCGCUGAUCGCAAAUCUUUCUAUCUCGGAUCAGCGAAUCUUGACUGGAGGAGUUUAAACCAAAAAAUGGAACUAGGUGUUUUAGUAGAAGAUUGCGAGUGCCUUGGAGAAGACAUGCAUAACAUAUUUCAUGUUUUGUGGGAUUUGAAAAAUAAAGGAAUUGAUGGUAAUGGUGCAUUGAAGGUAAAGGCUGCAUAUAACAAAGAGAGCCCGUUGGAGAUGCAAGUACAGGGAGCAAAAGCUCAGGUUUAUAUUGCGACCUCUCCAAAGGAACUUAAUAACCCACGCCGUACCUGGGAUCUCGACGCCAUCGUUUUCGAAAUUGACGCUGCAAAGAAGUUUAUUGAUAUCCAUGUGAUGGACUACUUCCCACUGUUCAUCUACCGCAACCCACGUGUCCAUUUUGCAAACAUUGACGACGCUAUCCGACGAGCUGUAGUUAGAGGUGUUAAGAUUCGAUUUUUGGCGGCAGCGCUACACUAUCCAGAUAUUGGAACACGAUUUUUAAAAUCGUUAGAGUCAUUGAAUGGGUUUCAUGCUAACGGGACAAUGGAAGUAAAAAUAUUCAAAGUACCACGCACAAAUAUUGAAAGUAUAGUAAUCAACCGCGAGCGGCGGACUCAUAACAAGUUUAUGGUCACUGAAUCGGCUGGAAUAAUUGGUACUUCUAAUUGGUCGGGUGAUUAUUUUAUGGGCGGUACCACUGGAGCUGCUAUUGUGAUACGGCAAACGGGAGAAAAGAGACCUUUCGUGGAUGAGUUGCAGGACAUCUUCAUACGUGAUUGGGAAAGUGACUAUGCGCAUCCAUUGGACGACUACUUCGAGAAAUGCGUCACCAGUAAUACCGGAGAUUUUUGUGAAGGAAAAAAGGACCCUCGUCUUUUUGCCACACCGACAAGUGCAAACGCUGAAUAA